Messenger RNA from Cottoperca gobio, 1686 nucleotides. RefSeq lists its product as uncharacterized. Lineage: Eukaryota; Metazoa; Chordata; Actinopteri; Perciformes; Bovichtidae. The coding region runs from base 396 to 1622 and encodes 408 amino acids. The record is from RefSeq and is a predicted model, not a curated record. The transcript has 2 exons.
GCCAACAGUAUCUUUUAGAAGCCAAUAGACAAUUAGGAAACACUCAACAUUAUAAACCAAUACAACAGAGCCUACAACCACAAACACAGAUACAACUCAGAACAAUAAUCCAAUCCCUUUAUCAAAACAAAUUUCUUAAUGCCAAGCAAAAAAACUACCUCUUCGGUCCAGAUCAUCCACGUCCCCGCUACUUUUAUCUGCUCCCAAAAAUACACAAGGAAUCAAUAACCUGGACUAUUCCCUUUGAAGUUCCUCCCGGUAGACCAAUUGUCUCAGAUUGUAACAGUACAUCCUACAAUAUAUCACAAUACAUCGACCACUACUUGGGCCCCCUCUCCACCAAACACCCCAGUCACAUCAAGGAUACAUACCAUUUCCUUGAUCUCAUCAGACCCAUGGCUGUCCCCAUUCAUUCCCUUCUUUUCACCAUUGACAUAAACAGCCUUUAUACAAACAUAAACACAGUUCUGGGCCUUAAAACAGUAUCAUCCAUUUUUAAUCAGUACCCAGAUAAACAUAGACCGGAUUCAGAAUUACUCCAACUCCUUAGUAUCUGUUUAAAUAAUAAUGACUUUCUUUUCAAUAACAAUCAUUUCCUCCAGGUCAGCGGGACAGCCAUGGGUCAGAGAUAUGCACCAUCCUACGCCAAUAUCUACAUGAGCGAGUGGGAGCGAGAAGCACUGGCGAAGUGUCCACACAAACCCUCUGUCUACCUUAGAUAUCUGGAUGAUAUCUUCGGUAUAUGGCCUCAUGAUGCCGCACUUUUUUCAGAAUUCAUCAACAUUCUCAAUAACCACCAUCCAUCCAUAACAGUUACAUAUAUAUUAAAUGCACAACAGGUUAAUUUUUUGGACACUACAGUUUUCUUUCAACAAUCAAACAAUACACAGAAUAGACUACUCACUAAGGUUUACUUUAAGGACACAGAUACACAUGCACUUUUACACAAGGCCAGCUAUCAUCCAAAACACACAUUUAAAGGUAUUAUUAAAUCACAAAUUAUUAGAUUCUACCGCAUUUCAUCUAAAUUAACAGAUUUCCAUACAUCCACACAAAUCCUUUUCCGUAGCCUCACAACCAGAGGUUACGGAAAAAGAUUCCUUAGAACAAUAAAAACCACCACUUUGUCAUCUCUCGCUCCUGCUCGCUCUUGUCUUCCAGAUACCCAGUUGUCAUCUCCAGUUUCCGGCAUGACGUGGCCUCCACCUCCUACUUCCUCAAAAUCCCUGUCUUCCCCUUCCCCCCACUCCCCCUACCCGAACCAGGGUCUGUAUCCUAAUCCUAACCCCCCACCCAUCACGCCUAAUCCUAAUUCUUACCCCUACCCAGGAGUUGGAGGCCAUCCCAAUCGGCGGACCAUCAACCCAUCUACACUACUACAACCUCAUUCCACCCCCAUGGAUCCCCAGCAGAUUAUUCCAUUUGUUUCUACUUUUUCCCACAGAAUAACCGGACUUCACCAUACCAUCAAACAAAACUUCCUACAGCACCCCCCCAGCAGCCUUAUUAUAUCUGGUCUUGAGUCCAAUGACCGUUGGACCACGGGGCAAAGGAAGAGAGCGGAGAAGGUAUGGAUCGAGAGACUUGGCACCACUGUACCAAGGGGGCUGAAUGAUACGUAAAAAAUAUACAAUUAAUAUAACCUCCCCUGAGACGGCCUCCACAUUUUUUAAUCUUUAUUUUAUA